AUGGGUCAGAAUGCCCCGCGCAAAAAGGCUAACGUGUGGCUGAUCCUAGGCCGUUAUGUGCAGCUAACGGUGCCUCUAGAGAGCCUAAUCGACCAACUGAUAGGAAAAAUAAGUGGUGGUUUUCAUCAAGGGUUCGAGGGGGGCCCUACAAACCUCGUCAUGGGUGAGAAUGCCCCUCGCAGAAAGGCCGACUUGUGGCUAACCCUCGGCCGUCAUGUGCAGCUAACGGUGCCUCUAGAGAGCCUAAUCGAUCAACUGAAAGGAAAAAUAAAGUGGUGGUUUUCAUCAAGGGUUCGAGGGGGGACCCACAGUAUGGGUUUUUUUGCAGAGUGGUGGCCAUCCUCGAGAGCGAAAGGGGUGGACUACGAGUCUGUGGAUGUGUUGGACGACUAA
Messenger RNA from Striga hermonthica, 393 nucleotides. The record is from the annotation of a GenBank genome assembly. Lineage: Eukaryota; Viridiplantae; Streptophyta; Magnoliopsida; Lamiales; Orobanchaceae.